AUGCGAACGUCGAAAAAGGCGCGAGGCGCCCCAGACGACGCAGCGCGUCAAAGUGCCUCUGCGGCGACUUCCUCAGGGCUCUCUGGCGCGGCCGCUUCGCCGUCGCGGGCCGCCGCUGGGCUGAGCGCGAUGCCCGGCGAAGACGGCGCGGGGAAGGCGUCCCCUGCGUCGUCGAGUUCUCACAAGAACAAAAAGACUGCAAACGCGCUCGCCUCCAAGCCUGCGCAGGGCGCCUCAGCCUCUACGCUCGGCAUGUCGGGUGGGGGAAAGGGCCGCCGCGGCAGCGCUGCGGAGGGCGUGAAGGCCGAAGGGGGGAGCGCGCAGCCUUCCGCCGGCACAGGGGGAAGAGACAAGCGGCGAAGCAGCAGCACGAGCGCGCGGCACGUGGACUCUGCGGGCGACGGCACGCUGGUCGCGACCGGGCGCCGCGCGCCGAGCCACGAUGAGCGCGGGCACAAGGCUGGAGCGAAGAAGCCGGCGGGCGCGAAGGCUGAGGCGGAAAAGAGCGGGAAGUCGGAGAAGAAAUCCGACAGAAGCCAGGCCGCCGCCUCCACAGGCUGCUCAUCCUGCGGAGGGAAGGGCGGCGCCGCGGCGAAGGGGGCUGCUGCGGGCGGUGACAGCGGCGCGGCGGCCUCGAGCGGGGGCCCGGGGAACCCCAAGGGAGGAGGAGGAGGCGACAGGAGUGGGCACAAGCCAGAGGACGAGAAGGGAGGCGACGGCGGGGGAGGCCGGAAGAAGAAGAAGAAACGCACUGCGCAGGAGGCCCAGAGAAGUCGAAGCAGCAGCAAGCAACGGAGUUCGCCUUCGGAGAUCUCGGGGGCCCACAAGAGCGCGAGCGACGACGAAGCGCACCGGACUACAUCCGAGGACGAGAGCUCGCCCGCGAAGAAGUCCUGCUGGGAUCGAAGACCCAGCCUCGUCGCCACCGCGAAUCCGCGCUCGCAGCCCAAAGGGCGGGAACGCGACACCCGAGACGAGGGACAUGCGCCCGAGGCGCGCCUGCCGCAGCACGCCAGUCAUCCGGCCUCUUCGGUUUGGGGCGGCGCGAGCGGAUCUGGAGCCUGCGGGCGAAGCUCUCCCGCAGCCGAAGAAGAGCGCGAAGAGGCUGAAACCUGCCCCCUCUGCCUCGAAGACAUGGACGAAACCGACCGCGGCCUCUAUCCCUGUGAAUGCGGAUACCAGCUGUGCCUCUGGUGUCUGCACCACAUUCGCGAGCGCCUCGGGAACAAAUGCCCGGCCUGCCGCCGGGAGUACGACGAGAAGAAAUUCAAAUUCAACGAAGAACGCGUCAACGAGGGCAAGAAGAUGGCGGGGCGGCAGCGCGGGGCCCGUGACCGACAUCAGCAAGGCUCGCAGCAGUCGCAGAGUCUCUCCUUCCUUCCGUCGUCGUCCGCCGCCGCGGUCUCUUCGGCGUCUCCGCACACCGCGCAUGCGGCGGGGGGGCGCUCAGGCGCCUCGGGCUCGCACGCGGCGUCGAAUUUGUCUCCUCCUCUGAACUUCUCUUCGUCGCCCUCCUGCACAGCGGCGGGUCACGCUGCGCACGGAAGUCUGCCGGCCUCGGCGCUGAAGACGAGCGCCGCAGGCGCCGGAGGAGGCGAGCGCGCCGGCGGCGGCCUGCCCAACACCGCGGCGCUGAAGGACAUGCGCGUGAUUCAGCGGAGCCUCGUAUACGUGAUUGGAAUUCCGCAGAGCAUCGCGAAGAAAGAGAUUCUGAAGCGCACCGAGUUCUUCGGGCAGUAUGGCAAAGUUCUCCACAUCGUCAUCAACAAGGCGCAAGGCUACAACAGCGCCUGGGGCGGGCCGUCGUACGCGGUGUAUGUGACGUACUCGACAGUUUCCGAGGCAGUCGCGGCGAUCCAGUCGAUCGACGGCGCCGUCUACGAGGGUCGGACCCUCAAAGCCUCCUUCGGCACAACCAAGUAUUGCUCGUACUUCCUCAAGGGGAUUAAGUGCCAAAAUCCGGACUGCUUCUACCUCCACUACCUGGGCAGCGACAAAGACAGCUUCACGAAAGAGGCGAUGAUCAGCGCGAAGCACCAGUUCCUCGACUUGACGCUUCCCACGGACGAGACGCGGAAGGCGGCGCAGGGCUCGCCCGGCGCGCUUUCUAGCGCACCCCGCGCGCUGUCGCCGUCGCCUGCGUUUGGCUUUCCUUCGCUCGCGGCCUCCUCAGAGGCGUGUGCCGCGGAUAAGCCCCCGAAGACGUUUGGCGUGCUGCCGCCCGGCGCGGCAUCGGAAGAGAAGAAGGCCGGCGAAGCGACCGGCGCAAGCGGAGCCAAGGAGAGUCCGCGCGCUAGCGAGGGCGUGGUGUCGGCGCAGGAAGGCGCUGCGACCAGCGGUUCCACUCCUCCUCUUCCGGAGGCUGCUUUGCUUGCGGCUCCGGGGGCCUCGACCAAGAGACGAGGUAGCGCCCGGGGCGAGAAGGGCGAAGGGGCCGUGGCGGCGGACCCGUGCAGGGACGCAGAGCCCGCGGCUGGGGCUGCGCCCGACCGGGCGGCGAGCCAGCAGGGGAAGAGCCGGGGGCCCGCGCCUGCAGCUCUCGCGCCCGACGCAAAGAAGAAAGAGGCCUCGUUUUCCUCAGGCGUCGCGCAGAAGGGAGGCGCGAGCUGGGCGCCCCGCAAAGGCCCGCGGGGGGGGGGCGCUGGGGGAGCGCCGGGCGAUGCGCGACCGGCGGAAGAGGAGAGGAAGAAGAAAGGCGAGAAGGAGAAGGGCAGCGCGAAGUCCCAGCAAGUGGCUGCCAGCGCGGGCGGAAAGAAGGACGAGGAGACAGGCGGCGCCGGUCCUACGGGCGAGGGGGAGGAAGCCAAGAAAGGUUCCGCCCAGAGCGAGGGCGCGAGGAAGGGCGACGCAGCGAAGGGUGAGGCGGCAGAGGCGCGCGAAAAAGCGGCAGGAGGCGAGAAGGCCGAGGCCGCGCGCGACGGAGAAGAAGAGAGGGAGGAGGACGCAGCGAAGAAGACGAAGGGAGGCAACGCGCGCGACGAGAGAAAGAAAGAGGGACUCUUGGCUUCGCCAGGGACGCGGCCCGCGCACCACGCGGCAGUACCCUCCCUCCAGGGGCUGCCGGGUGGCGCGGCGCAAGAGAAGGGUCGAAAGCGAUCUUUCCAGACGGUGCCUGGAGCCGCUUCCCUCUUGGGCUCGUCGCUAACCGCACACGAAGGCGACCACACCGACGAGGAAACUGCUGGGCAUGGAGGACCUGCAGACCGCGAGCGGGCAGGCAGCUCCUCGGCGUGUUCGUUCGCCUCGUUUUCUCCCGGCAUCGUCGGCGCGCGUCCGCUGCCGCACAUGUCGUCGUCAUCGCUGGUCUCGGCGCUCGCCGCGCAGCAGCCGCCGCUGCUUCCGCUACCGCCUUCGGCGUACACGCAGCCUGGGGCUCGAGAGCCGGGCAGCGCGGCCUGGUCUCCCAUCUUCUCCUUCUCUUCCUUCUCGCACCGCAGCAGCGUCUCAGAGGCUGACGUCCCUCCAGCCGCGUCGCGCGGCCUUGGCGCGACCGCGCACCACGCGCACCCGACCGCUUCCUCCCUCGGGCUCUCCGCGGGCGCGGCGGGCGCGACUGGCUUCCUGCAGGCCCCUGAGAGGGGGGGGCCUGCCGGCGACGAGGGGCCCGGCGGCGCGGCGACAGCGGCCGGCGCCGCCACGGGCGCCGGAGGAACCCGGCGAGAGAGCGCAGACCUGCGCGAAGGCGCGGCGGCAGCCAGCGCGGCAUCUGCGCCGUUUUUCUCGCCGUUUCCGUCUCUCGCACGCGCGUCUGCGGCCUCUGCGGGCGACGGCGCGCGCUCGGUUGCCUUGUCCGCGCUCGCGCGGACGGGCGGCGGCGAGAAGGAGACUGGAGACAGGGCGGAGGCGCCGGCGGCGUCGGCAUCUGCGGGGGUGUCAGCCGGUCAGGGUGAAGCGGACGCGCGCGAGCGGCAGAGAGAGGACGACCGCGGGAAAGCAGAGGCCGAUGUGCAGAAAGGCGCGCGCGCAGGACACGCGAGGGAGAAGGAAGAUGACGAUGAAGAGUUCUUCGACGUCCCCGGACUCGAUGACAUUCUGGGUCAGAUGGUCUCGGGGUUGCCGCCGGGUCGCGGUGAAGAACGCAGCGGCGCCAACAGCGAAAUCGAAGGCGGUGCGCACUCAGAUCUGUCUUACUUCCCCCCGUUUUCGGCCUUCCACUCGCCGCCGAGCACGUUCUCUGCGGAGCCUGCGUCUGCGUCGCAGCUGGGCGGCGGUCUCCUGGGUAGCGAGAUGGGUGGUGGCGACCCGUACCGCAAGCGCGACGACGACCCGCCGUUCUCUUCUUCUCAGGGGCAGGCGCCCCUGCUGCCCUCUCUCUCGUCGCUGCUGCAGCGACACAGAGAGGAAGAAGAGGCGGAGCUGCGCCAGCGACAGAGCCCGCCGAGCGCCUUCUUCCCCUCCUCCGCGUAUCCUUCUGGGUCGCUCUAUUCCGCGUCCGCGAAAGAGCUCUCGGCCGCCGCGCAGGGAGGGAGCGCCUUCCGCUGUCCGCACCAGGCGCUGGGUGACGCGGCGAGCCAGACCCGGGGACGGCAGUCUGCGCUCUUUGGGCGGCUCGCGAGCGACGACGUGGGGAGUCGCUUCGAGGCCUCCUCCCUGAGGUACUACGGCGCCGCGGGCGGCGCAGGCGACGCGAGGCUGGAGGAGGAAGACCGCGAGCGCGAGGGCUUGGCGUCGUCCUCUCCAUUCUUCGCGACUCUGCUAGCGAAAAAGGCGUCGGGAGGCCUCUCCUCCUACGACGCCCAGCGCGACGCGGCGGCUCGCUACCCGCAGACGGAGCCGGCAGCACAGCACAACGGCUACGGCGCCGCGCAGUGCCUCGGGGGGCGCCCGGAGCGGCACGCGGCCUACGAGCCGCAGCAGGCCGCCGCCGAACUGCUUCGCGCCGACGAAGGCCGGCUGAGCGCGAGCGAGAGAGACAGGUACUUUGCGGUGCUGGAAGCUGCAGGCCUGCAUCCUCGGCGAGAGGGCGAGGGGGCGGCACCUCCGCUAUCGGACUGCGGCCGCGCACGCGUCUUCGUGUCCUCCGCGUCGGAUGACGGCAGGGAGAAGCGCGAGAGAGCGGGGCAGAACUCGCUGAACUCGACAUCCAUGCCGUUUGCGCAGGACGCGCUGCUGGGCGCCCACCCCGGAGAGAACGCGUCGCAUGCGUCCUCGCUUCUCGUUCGCGGGGCGCGUCUCCCGUCCUCAGCUGUCCCGUCCUCUCUCGCGCCGUCGUCUUCCGCCAACACAGAUUCCGCGUCGUAUCGGAGCGAAGUCUCGGUGUUUCGCCCGUUCAACUCGUCGGCGGCCGCCACGCCGCAGCCUGCGUCCUCGGUGUCAUCGCUGCCCUCGGCGUUUUCGCUGCGCGGCAGCAACGAAGAGGCCGCAGGAGGCCUCGCGGGCGCCGCAGCGGACACAGGCGCGGGCGCAGAUGCGGGCGAGGGUCGCGGGGGGGCGGGCGCGCCGGGAGGGUCUUCGGCGCACAACUACCACGCCUCGCGCUUCUCGCCGCCGCGCGGCGGUCGCUACUACUACGUGCCCACUUCCGUCCCCUUUGCUCGCGGCUACGCAGCCGACGCGCACGCAGAGAUGACCUUCGGACCGGGCGUCGGGCUGUCGCCACCCUCGGAUCACGUCUCUUCCUACUUUUCGCUCCAGUCGGCGUCGUCGUUUCUCUCCGACAAGGAAGUUGACGGUCGAGGAGGCGCCGAAGAGCGUGAGCCGCGCCGCGGCCGGCGCGACUCAGAACGCCUUGGCGCCUCCGCCACCUCUGCGGACACCGCCCAGCGCAUCGCCGAGACGUUCUUCGGCGGCGGGCGCGGCGGCCGAAACGUGGAGGGCGAGAAGGAGAGAGAGCCAGAUCUGCGCGACGGAGACGAGCGCGAGAGAGAUGCGGGGCGGGAGGGAGAAGAAAGGGCCGCGGCGGCGGGCGGCGGCUACAGGAGCGGUCACCAGCUCCUCAUGCAUCUGCAUCAGCAGCACGCGAAGCUGCAGGCGAAGAAAGCGGGGCUCCUGGCGCAGGAAGCGGGUGCGUCUGCCAUGAGGCGCCAGAUGGAAGGGCGCGGAGUCGACGCGGGGGAGCGCGACAGACUCGCCGCGGAGACCGGAACUGAGCGCGUCGCGCGCGCCUUCGGCGGCGCUGCCCAGCCGCACGGGGACGGAGGCGCCCCAGCGUCGUUCUUCCCCAAGUUGAGCGAGCGCUGGGGCGGUGCGCCGGCGCCAAAGGCAGACGAGGCGCAGCCGUUCGGCCGCGGGUCGCUUGUAGGCUUUCCGGGCGCCGCGAGCUUUGAAGGGGAUAGGCGGCCUCUCCCCUUCAAAGCGGCGGAAGGCGCGCAGCUGGUUGGGGGGCGCCCAGGCGCUGCAGACGCGGGCGAGCGCGCCGACUACAUGGCGCCGCUCUCUGCGCAGUUCGCGCAGGACUCGGCGGCGUACGCUGCGGCGCCUCCAGGGCACGCUCCGGGCACGGGCGCGGCGGCGGGGGCGGCGGGGGCGGCGGGGUCCAGCGCAGCCGCGAAGUCCAACGCCUCGACUGCGAACAACAGCGCUUUGGCGUUUCUCCUGUCGCUCUUGCCCAACGCCAACGUGAACAUCGUCGCGCCGGACGGGACCUCGUCCUCCACGUUCUGCGCGCGAAGCCGCAACAGCUCGGUUUGCUCUUCAGCCUCCUCGUCGCUCUCCGCGUCGCUCGCGUCGUCCGCCGGCCUGGCGGGGACUGGCAGGGCGAGUGCCUUCGCAGCGGGGCAGAGAGAAGAGAACGACGCGGCGAAGAAGGCGGCGCGGGCGGCCUGGGAGGGAGGGCUUUCUUCGUCUGCUUCCUUCUCCUCCGUGAGCUCGUCCGCCGCGAGCGUGGAGGGCGUUUUGGGCGCGCGGCCGGCGGCGGCGCGGCGCGGGUCUAGGACGCGGGGGAGCGGCGAGGAGCCCAGCGAGGGAGAGCGAGCGGAGGCGUCCGCGACGAAGGCGGAAGCCGAUAAGGCCGGCGCCGCCCCAGAAGACGAGAAGAAGCCAGGAGGAGGAAAGAACGUGGACGCAGGCGCCGCCGCGGGGCUGCCGCUCUCGCCCUCUGCGUUCCCUCCGCUCUCCUCUUCACAUCCCUCGAGCAAGCGACCGGGCGUCGGCUCCAGCGCAGGGAGCGGAGGCGGAGGAGGAAGCGGAGCGAAGGAGGCCGCGGCGCCAGGUCUCUCCGGUGCGUCCCGCCCUGCAGGCGCAGACGCUUCCGCAGCUCUUCGGCGCCCUCUGUCGGGCGGCAGCGGCGCACAAGCGUCGUUUUCGUUUUCUUCUGCUGCCACAAAGCGCCCCGGCGCUUCGCUGGCGGCGGGUCGCCCUCGGGGUCAGUCUGGAGGCGGCGCGCCUGAGAAGGCUUCAGUCUUUUCGGCGUUUUCGUCCUUCUCGUCCUCCUCAUCCUUCUCUUCUUCCUUCUCUUCUUCCUCCUUCAUGCCCUUCUCCAGCGGGUCCUUCGGCGGCAAAGACGACUUUUCGCACCGAAGCGCCGCAGAGCGGAAAGUCGAACGCGAGAGAGGCCAGCGAGUCAAAAAGGAGGAAGAAGGCGACGAGGAGCUCAGGCGCGGCAGCGAGGGAGGCAAAGACGAGAGCGCCGAGGAGAGGAAAAAGACGCUUUCCGCCGCCGGAGAGGACGAAAAGCGAGACGGCGACGCCGCGAAGGGCGACAAGGAGGAGGAGACCAAGAAGCGCGCCGACGAGGGCAAGCCAGGCGAAGGCGCCGGCGGAGCUGGAAAGGAGAAAAGGGAGAAAGCAGACGAAAAACGGCAGACGGACGGAAAUAAAGCUGUCUCUGCGCAGCCAAAUAGCAAAUCUGCGAAAGACGGCCGCCAGAGAGCGCGGCACCGAUAA
Messenger RNA from Besnoitia besnoiti, 7824 nucleotides. RefSeq lists its product as uncharacterized. The transcript is spliced from 10 exons. Gene Ontology annotation, biological process: protein ubiquitination. Gene Ontology annotation, cellular component: CCR4-NOT complex. Bases 1 to 7824 code for a protein of 2607 amino acids. Gene Ontology annotation, molecular function: RNA binding; ubiquitin-protein transferase activity. Lineage: Eukaryota; Apicomplexa; Conoidasida; Eucoccidiorida; Sarcocystidae. The record is from RefSeq and is a predicted model, not a curated record.